ACCGGCGUGACGGCUGCUUGAUCGUAGAAUUGUUCUCGGGAUUUUGCGCUGUCAGAGAUUCGCUCCCUCAGCUGAUUUGCCAGAUGGAAGUGGUGGGCAACGUUAAAGCAGACCGCCAAGUAUCUUUGAACAACAACGGACGGUCCAAGUCGCCGUACACCGUUGAAUCCCUGUUGCUGUUGGACAACACGUUGCUGUGUAACAUAGAACCUGACAAUGGCUCGCAGCACGUCUCGCCGGCUUCGGAAAUGUGCAGGCCCCGCCGAGGGUUCGGCGAGGCGGCACAAGCCACCAAGGGGCAGAGCGUUGCAACGGCCAGCCCCAGAGUAUCACCCAGGACACCCAGGAUGUCCCCCAGCAUGACCGAAUGGCAGGACAAGACCUUGAUGAAUCAGAUAUUCGCGCAAUUCGAUUCACAGAACGAGGAUGAAGUUGUUCCAGAGAGUUGCAAUAACAUAAGCACCUUCGACAUAUUUGGCACGUCUUACAGAGAGGAUAUGAAUUCUGAAUUGGGCGAUAAUGUGGAUCGCAAUGUUGCGGAGGCAGCCCCAGGUCAGUUGCGUAAGAGCGCAAUACAUCAAGAUGAAUUAAUGAACGCGUCGUGCUGGCACAUCACGAACUUUGGUGACUACACGUUGGAGGACAGUUCUUUCCAAAAGAAUGACAGAAGUGAUUCGCCAAUUUUAAAAACCAAAUCUAGAGCCUUGAAUGAAUGUAAAAUUUUAAGAAAAAAACCGCGAUGUGACUUAAAUAGCGAUGUGUCGUCGAAGGAGGCGAAAAGUGAAACAGACUCCAUAAAUUCUUCUUCAUUUUAUGGCCUGCCGAACACUGUAAAAAAAUUGAUACAAGAAGUCAAGGGAAUUUCUGAAUUAUAUCAAUGGCAAGACGAAUGCUUAAAAUUGGCUAGUAGAACCAAGAAGAACUUAAUUUAUGCUCUGCCAACAAGUGGCGGCAAAACUUUGGUUGCAGAGAUAUUGAUGUACAGGGAGAUUAUAUGUAACAAGAAGAAUGCCAUUUUUAUACUUCCAUAUGUGGCUUUGGUACAGGAAAAGGUUCAAUCGAUGGCUAUAUUAGCAUUGAAAUUAGGUUUCUUAAUCGAGGAAUACGCGGGUACAAAAGGGCGUUAUCCACCAAUCAAACGGCGAAGAAAAAACAGCCUUUACAUAUGUACAAUAGAGAAAGCAUUAGGACUUGUAAAUAGUUUAAUAGAAACGAAACGUUUAGCCGAGAUUGGCAUUAUAGUUGUCGACGAAUUACAUCUUCUUGGAGAAUCUGGAGGAAGAGGAGCCACAUUAGAGGGCCUUCUUACAAAGAUAAUGUUCUUCAGUGAUGUAAUACGCUUGAUUGGGAUGAGCGCGACGAUAGGCAAUUUAGAAGAAAUCGCUCAGUUUCUUGACGCAGACACAUAUUCUCAAAACUUUCGGCCAGUUAAAAUAACAGAAUAUAUGAAAUGUGAGAAUGACAUGUGGGUAGUCAAUUUGAAUAGCGAAGAAUUGUUGGUAGAUAUGAGCACCAACGAUUACAAGUACUCAGAUGAGGCAGCAAUGAUGGAUCCAGAUAGAAUUGGAGGUUUGAUAAUGGAAGUGAUACCAAACGAUUCAUGCCUUAUAUUCUGCUCAAGUCGUAAAAACUGUGAGAAUGUGGCCUUAUUGUUAACCAAAGUCUUGCCUAAAAGUUUGUAUAAUCACAAAGUAAACGAAAAGAAGACCUUGUUAAAUGCGCUUGUGACUGAAGAAGGAUUAUGCUCCAUUUUGCAAAAAACUAUCAAACAUGGUAUAGCCUAUCAUCAUUCUGGCCUCACGUCUGAAGAACGGCGCUUGUUAGAGGACGCCUUUAGAGAAGGUACUCUAUGUGUAAUAUGCUGCACGUCGACUUUAGCGGCUGGUGUCAAUUUGCCAGCGAGGAGGGUAAUUCUACGUAGUCCUUAUGUUGGUAAUCAGUUCUUAAACUUAAGUAGAUACAAACAAAUGAUUGGUCGUGCUGGUCGCGCUGGUAUGGGAGUUUUAGGAGAAAGUAUACUUAUCUGUAAAAAGACCGAGAUCAGUAAAGUAAAAGAUCUCUUAAUUUCUCAAAUGGACGAUUCACUGAGUAGUUUAUACAUAGAAGGCGACAGGGGACUGAACAAUUUGAUUCUGAGUGCAAUACUAUUAAAUAUGGCAUCGACCAGGUCCGAAUUGCACAAAUUGGCAGCUACAACUCUACUCAGUAUUCAACAAAAUAGAAUAGGCAUUAAUCUGAAGGCAAUCGUAGAUGAAACAAUAACGGCGUUAUUAAAAUGUGGCGUGAUAAAAGUGAAGAGCAAAGGAAGCAAUGCUGGUAAUCCUAAUGUAACUGUUGUUAUUCCAUCUCAAGAACCAAUGUGUACGAAGAAUUUACCAGUUAAAAAGGGAAUAAAAACGAUCACGUUUACGAGUGAAACUGAGUUUCAGCUUUGCGAUUUGGGACAAGCUGCAAUGAAAGGGCCGAUAGACUUGAAAACCGCAUAUACAUUGUACGAAGAUUUAAAAACGGCUCAGAAGCAUUUAAUCUUAAUUGACAAUCUCCAUCUUCUGUAUCUCGUCACACCUUAUGACAGUGUGUCUCAAAUCACUCCCGUCGGCAGUAUCUACUAUGAUGUGAUAAUGGAGUUGACUGAAAGCCAAAUGCAAGUUGCUAGACUUCUUGGAAUAACCGAAGCUGCGGCAAAUAAAUUACGUGAUGGAAUAAUGCCUAAGUCCGUCGAGAAGAGGGUAGUUCAUAGAUUUUACGUGACAUUAAUAGUACACGAAUUGUGGAACCAUCAUACAGUUUAUUCCGUUGCUGAGAAAUAUCAAGUUAGUAGAGGUGUUAUACAAAGUCUCUUAAAUACGGUAUCAAUAUUUGCAUCUUCUGUAGUCAGAUUUUGCCAGGAAUUACCUGAGUUUUGGGCAUUUACUGAGAUGUUAAGUACAUUCAGUAAAAAAUUAUUUUACUGUUGCCCAUUAGAGCUAGAAAAAUUGAUGGAGCUUCCAUCCGUUAAAAUAGGUAGAGCUCGUCAAUUAUACAAAGCUGGCUAUAAAACUUUACAAUCUAUAGCAAAAGCCGAUCCUAGAGAAAUAAAGGAAAAAAUUCCAUAUUUAAGUAAUAAAAUAAUUGCGCAAAUUGUAGCUGCUGCGAAACUUUUACUAUUACAAAGAGCAGAAGAUUUAAAAGAUGAGUGGGAAGACAUUUUAGACGGUAUAAAUAUAAGUCAAAUAGAAGUAAAUAUUGUAAAUACUAAUAAUUUUUUAUAAUUUUUUCUAAACGAGAAUUUAUAAGUCUUGGGAAAAAUUUAAUCUUUCACAGACUUUUGACGAAAAUAUAAAUACAAGUAAAUAUAUGACUUUCACAUCUGUAGAGAACAAUUAUAUAUAAAAUUCGAAUUGUGUAUAUGUAUAAAUAAUGUAGUGUACAACGAAAUAAUGCGCUUAUUAAGUAUUCAUGUAAUAUUAAUUAAAUGAGAUAAAUUAUUUUUUUUGUAAAAA
Molecule: messenger RNA, 3482 nt
Organism: Wasmannia auropunctata (little fire ant)
Lineage: Eukaryota; Metazoa; Arthropoda; Insecta; Hymenoptera; Formicidae
Gene: mus301
Product: helicase POLQ-like
Exons: 16
Coding region: 84-3251 (1055 amino acids)
Molecular function (GO): ATP binding; nucleic acid binding
Source: RefSeq, a predicted model, not a curated record